GUAAUUCUUGUAGCACUUGUUGUUGCGCUUUCGGCUUUCAGUAGGGUUUACAGUUUAGAUUACUUUUGGUUAUCUGCUGCAGUUUGCCCUACUAUUUUCAGUUACCUUUUUAUAAGCUUGACGUUUGUGUAAAUAUUUUAAUAAUACUUGAACCUUUUGGUUUGUGACAUUUCAGAACCGAAAGAAAAUGUGACUGGUGCAAACUAACCGUGAGUUCUUUUACCGAGGAAUAUUUUGUGGAAGCGCACACGGAUACGUAAUAAGCUUGGACUUGCCCAUAAUUAUUGAGAUAGGAGAUUAAGAAAAUGAGUCAUUCCAAAAGCCAGGAGAUUUUUACCGUUAUCGCGGACGCUAAAAUUCGUGAACUGCGUGAAAGCAUGGCCGCGAAAGAGGAUACAUCUGGACAUUCCCGAAUAAUUCACUGUAGCGAUGGAACUAUCAAUCUGGACGAACUGGAAGACGAUGACGAGGAAACGAAGGAAAUGGGACCUGUCGUUGAUCCGAAAACACUGACAUGGGCUCCGUGGGCCUGGUACCAAGCAUUGAAUGUGGGUGGAAAAGUUCUUAAAGUGUGCGACUUUCUGGGUGAGCAUCUGGCCGAUUUUUUUGGAAUAACUACUCCAAAAUACCAACUGGAAAUCGAUGAGCGUUUGGCUAUGAUAGAGGAAGAAAAAGCUGAACAGUUGCAGGCGAUGGAAGAUCACAGGCACUGGGCUGGUCGAAGUGAACCAUUAAUAGAACUGGGACCGCGUCUGGACGCGGGGGAUUUAUCACAUGAUGUUGACAAUCAGCUGGAAAUCGUUUCCGAACAACCAUCAACAGCAGCGCUUGGUCAAGGUGAUGCUCCGCUAAUGCAUUCCAAAUAAUACGGCCUCGGUGCCGUGAUCUUCCGCGAUUUUUCGCCAAGCUUACACUGAUGGAUCUGACGGUUACACAGGUUCCUAGAUUUCACGCAAAAAUUAAUUUGUUUUAUGGUUAAAUCGACGCGAUCCGUACUUUAUUAUUGAUUUUUCUUGUUCAAGCUUUGGUUUAAUGACAGAAUGUCUUGGCUGUGUUGACAGAAUCAGUUUUUUAUACGGGUAAAUCUCAAAGGCAUAAAAAAAUCAGAUUGAAUUAUCACAGGCAUUGGCAUGCUUAAGAAGAUCAAAGAUCUCUUUAAUUAGCGCAGGUAUUGUUAGCUGCACCCGGGAGGAAACACGGUCGCGAAAAGGAAUCCGGUUGAAUCAUCUCCGUAAUCCCGGCAUAUGUGCCUGUGCCAGCGGCAAACAGUCCGACUAGCAUAAUCUCAAUGAUUAGUGUUUUCUCCCAUAAUGGAAUAUCGAAGGACGAAGCGGGAUAAUUGCUGGCGGGGCCCAGUAUU
Messenger RNA from Paramacrobiotus metropolitanus, 1360 nucleotides. Its product is annotated as protein FAM177B-like. NCBI's taxonomy places the organism in Eukaryota, Metazoa, Tardigrada, Eutardigrada, Parachela, Macrobiotidae. The coding region runs from base 306 to 866 and encodes 186 amino acids. The transcript is spliced from 3 exons. The record is from RefSeq and is a predicted model, not a curated record.